AUGCAGGCGGCCGAGCGGGACGGCGCGGCGGGCGGCGGCGGCCCCGAGGGCGCGGCGGGCCCCGAGGCCCAGCCGGAGGCGGCAGCGCCGCCGCCGCCGCCGCCCCGGGCCGCCGCCUUCGACCUGCUCACGCUGGUGCUGAGCUACCGGCGGCUGGAGCUGUACCUGGAGCCGCUGCGCGACGCGGCCGAGGCCGUCCGCGCCCUGCUGCGGUGGCAGCGGCCGCUGUGCUCCCUGCUCGUCUGCCUGGGCCUCAACUUCCUCCUGCUCACCCUGGACCAAGCUGCCUGGUACUCGGUGUUGGCCCUGCUGGUCCUGGUGCCGGCCCUGCUGGGCUACCUGCAGGAGACGUGCCGAGCCCGGCCCUCGGAGCCCGAGCUGGGGCGCCGGAGGUACCACAGCGUCCGCCGCGAGGACCUGCGCAAGGUGCAGCUCUCGCGGCAGGAGGCCGUCGCCCAGGUCAAGGGCUUCCUGAUCCAGCUGGAGGCGUUCCUCAGUGGGAUGUGCUGCAGCUGCGAGGCGGUGUAUCGGGUGCUGUACUGGGAGAACCCCACAGUCUCUUCCCAGUUCUAUGGGGCACUGCUGGGCUCUGUCUGCAUCCUGUACCUGCUGCCCCUCUGCUGGGUCCUGGCCAUCCUCAACAGCACCCUCUUCCUGGGCAAUGCCCAGUUCUACCAUGUGAUACUGGAGCUGAAGGCCUCGAUUGAGCAGUGUCUGGGCACCAAACCUCUUGAGAGCAUGCCAGAGCCUGCUGAACCCCUGCCACCUGCUGCCCCCUUGGAUCGGACCCCUACACCCACGAGCACGGAGGACCUAACCCCUGGCAGUGUGGAGGAGGCUGAGGAGGCAGAGCCUGAUGAAGAGUUCAAGGAUGCUAUUGAGGAGGAUGACGAGAGCUCCCAGUGUUCAUCAGAGUUUGACCUCAGCCUCCCAGAUAAUGGUUUUAUGAGCAAAAAUGAGGUGAUUCGCAGCAAGGUGUCACGGCUGACCGAGCGCCUGCGCAAGCGCUACCCCAGCAACAACUUUGGGAACUGCACGGGUUGCGCAGCCACCUUCUCUGUGCUCAAGAAGAGGCGGAGCUGCAGUAACUGUGGAAACAGCUUCUGCUCCAGAUGUUGCUCCUUCAAAGUCCCCAAGGCUGUGAUGGGAGCCACAGCCCCAGAGGCUCAGCGGGAGACAGUUUUUGUGUGUGCUCUGUGCAACCAGGCGCUCGUCAAAUGACUCGAACAGGCCUGGCCAGCCUGUGUGCCCUGCACUGUUUGAUGUGGGUCCUGCACCACCUCAUGGGCGAUGGAGGAGCUGCCCUUGUUGCUGGGGCCUCCAUCACUUGGUUGCCAGCUUGGCAUCCCUGUCAAAAGACUCUUGUACUCGUUGCUCCUCCUGCCGGUGUCGUCGGGAGGCAGACCAGAUCUCCUUGCUGCACAGCAUCUGCCACAAACCGGCUCAAAACAGAGUGUUGCCCACAGCCAUGCACCCAUGACCUCCCCUCGUCUGUCCCCCUGGCAGCUGUUCAGUGCUGCUGCAAGCUCCGGGCACUCCUGGUGCAGACUGUUCCCUGCUGCAGGUGGCCCAGGCCAUGUGGCCCAGCUCAGUGGUAAAGGAACCAUCCUUUGCUCUUCAGGCUUUGUCUCCUGGGCAGGACCAGAACAACCUCGGGGCUGUGUCCCUACCUUUCUGAGGACUGAGCUAGGAGACUGUUUUUGGGAUCAAGUCAGAGCUCUUCCUAUGUCCCCAAGAGAUGUGGUCCUUGGUCUUGACUCGGCUGAGCUCCAUUAGCUCUAGGCAUCCUGUGUUCCUCAGCCUUCUCAUAUCCAGGUCUAGUCUUUCCUCCCCCCAUGUUUGGCUGUAGCAGAGGCAUGGAGAUAGUAAGCCUGGGGCUUGGCUACGCGGCUGGGUAGCUGUAGUGAGAGGUGUGAGUUGGGCUGGUCUGUGUACUUAGUGACUGCUGCUUUCUACUACAGAUUAAUAUAUUAAGUGUAUAUAGAGAACAACCAAUAAAUCUCUUGUCAUUAA
Molecule: messenger RNA, 2013 nt
Organism: Rhea pennata
Lineage: Eukaryota; Metazoa; Chordata; Aves; Rheiformes; Rheidae
Gene: ZFYVE27
Product: zinc finger FYVE-type containing 27
Exons: 11
Coding region: 1-1221 (406 amino acids)
Biological process (GO): positive regulation of axon extension; vesicle-mediated transport; neuron projection development
Cellular component (GO): growth cone membrane; endoplasmic reticulum tubular network
Molecular function (GO): metal ion binding
Source: RefSeq, a predicted model, not a curated record